Frankliniella occidentalis (western flower thrips) is the source of this 3639-nucleotide messenger RNA. RefSeq names its product guanylate kinase-associated protein mars (gene mars). Lineage: Eukaryota; Metazoa; Arthropoda; Insecta; Thysanoptera; Thripidae. The transcript is spliced from 12 exons. Gene Ontology annotation, biological process: signaling. The coding region runs from base 189 to 3080 and encodes 963 amino acids. The record is from RefSeq and is a predicted model, not a curated record.
UAGCCAAUGGCGGUGCGUUGACAAGUACACAACAUUUUUCAACAGAAAUUUGAAUGUUCAACCGUCGAGUGAGGCGUAGAGACGUUCGCGAGGUUUACUUUGGAUUAGAAUAGGCCGGGGGGUUAGAGUUAGGAGUUGAGACAGGGAAAGGCUUAUCAAAGUGUUGUCGUUUAAAGCACGGGCAAAAAAUGGAUAACCUUCGUGUGUUGUACAAGGCGGGCAAAGCCCAAAAAUUACCUGGUGAGAAAAGGCAGGUUGCCAUUAGAGAGCAGAAGAGGAGGCGGGAAGAUACCUUCCUAGGAAGAAGAAAUAUUCAGGUAGACGAGUGUCCCAGGUCGGCUUCUGCAGUUGCAUCUCCGAAACUAAAAGAAACAAGACGUGAAAAGCUCUCAAGAUGGAAAGCAGAAAAAGAUAAGUUAGUUGCUCUCCAGAAACUUGCGGAGAAAAAGAAGCCUCCAUUUAAAGCUGGCAUUGCACACCAUGCAAUUGAUCCCAACAAAGAGCUUACUGAAACCACAGCUAAAUGUGCAACUCAAAAAAAAUUAGCUGCGGAGUUGCGUUUGGCUGCUACUGAAAAACGCAAGGCUAAACCUCCUUCUGGCGCUGCUGCUUCCUUAGCUGCUCUGGCAGUUCAAGCCCCUAGUGCUGCAUUUUCAGGACGUAUUACUAGAUCCAGAACUGCUGCUGCUGCUGCUGCGGGGCCUAAAGCAUGCAAUUCAAAAGCUAAAAAAGUUUUAUCAAGCUCGCAACAGACAUCAAAGAAAAUUGUAUCUACCUCUGUAAAUAACAUAAAGGCUUCUGCUGCUGUUCCUUCAAAACGUACCAACACUUCGGCAAGUGUUGCUAAUUCCAAAGAAGCAAAGGUCCAACAGAAAUCUUGUAAGCCUUCUAAACCUGUCCCAGAGGACCAUGAAUCAUCAUUUGCCCCUCAAAAUCACAAAUUUAAGGCACCUAUUAGUCUUACUUUGCCAACGACACCAAUAACUUUAAAAAGAAAAGCAGUGGGGUUCAAGGAAGUAAAUUGGCCACACAUUCCUGGAAUUAGUAUUCUGAACAGCUCUCCUGAAGAGCCCUCUCCCAAAAUCUCUAAAACAGCUCGAUCGCAAAGGAGAGGAAGGCUGUUAGCUGCAAAAGGAUCGUCUCCAAAUAAGCCACUUAAAACUACCAAGUUAACGGUCAAAGAGAAGACUCCUAAGAAGUCCUCUGAAGUCCUCAAGAUUACAGUGAAAGAGAAGACUCCUAAACAGUUGUCUGUAGCUCCAAAGUUAGCUGUGAAAGAGAAGACUCCCAAGAAGUCAAUAGAAGUAUCCAAGUUAACUGUGAAAGAGAAGACUCCAAAGAAGUCAAUUACAGUUUCUGAGUCAUCUAAGGUAGAUAAGUUGGAAAGUCCAAAUAUGUCUCGUUCCUUGCGAAGGAGUGGUAUGUUUGUUGUGACUGAGAUGACUGAGAAAACCUCAUCAAAAACCGAAGUUGUCAAGGAACCCAGAAGCACUGUCAGUAUUGUAGCCGAAGAAAUGCCUGACAUGUCUUCCCAGCCCAGGCUAGGCUCCUCCAGAAAAUCUACAGGCAGCAAAACUCGUCAAAGCAUGAGGGGAAAAGAAAAUGUUCCUGAUGAAGUGGGACAAAGUUUUGCUAUGGAGAAAACAAUCUCACCAAGAUUGCCUGAUAUUGAUGAGAUGGAUUCUGUUAUUCUUAGUUCUAGAAGAAUGUCAAUCCAUGAGCCCUCUCCCACUGUCCAUGUUACCCCUGACAAGUUAUCAUCAGGUAUGGUUCCUGCCCAAUUUAGCCCCUUCAUCACCUCUGCUCGUGGGAAAGACAAAUACAGCACACAAAAGAGAAGAAGUAGCCUAAUUCCUAUGGUUCAAGAAUUCUCGCCUGAACUUGUUCAAAGUAGACAAAUUGAGCACUUCAGGAACCUUCUUGAACGAGAAUCAUCCCGUUUGCUGACUCUUAGUUCUUUGUGGGAAGAGAGGAAAGCUGAGGCCCCUCCAGUCAUUGAGGACAAGAUUUUGGGCCCAAUUGGUCAAGCAAGACUUCUUGUUAAGGAUAAGUUCCAACAGUUCAAAAGGCUUGUUGACAAGUUUGAAGCUGGAGACUCUGAAGGAAAGAUAACUGCCGAUGAUCUGACGGGAUUUUGGGAAAUGAUGUUGCUUACAGUGGAAAAUGUGGAUAAGCGUUUUAAGGAGCUGGAAGAUCUUAAAGAAAAUAAUUGGGUGGAAAAGGAACCGGAAAGAUCUAUCCCAAAAGUCCUUCCUGCUGCAGCUGCCACGAAACCUGUUAAGCCAAGAACUCAAGCUCAGUCAAGAUUAAAAGAUCUCAUUGAGAAUGCAAGGAAGAAGAAACUGGAGGCUAAACAAAACAAGUCAUCUAAUGCAUCUACUGUCUCUGCUUCAAGUGAAGCUGUAACUGCUUUUGAUGGUGGCUUCUUCCGAGUAGAGAGUCCCAAAAAGGUCCUACCAUCUCUGGUUGCAAACCCUGCUUCAAGAAGCCCUAAAGUCAAGCCUACUACUCCUUACCAAUUGGGUAGACGAAGUUUGCUACAGCAGGUUUUGACUCACUCUGCAGUUCGUGCAGUGCAAUCACCAGCUGCUUCACCUCUUAAUAAAAGUCUCCAACUGUCGCCAUCACCCAAAGUAGUUGGUGCACAACUGCGUGCCUCUCAAAUUGGAAAAAGAAUGAGCAUGGACUUAAACAAUGAUUUAAUCACCCAAAGUCCAGCUUCACCUGUUUUGAGAACAGAACCGACCAAAAGUAUCCUCAAAUCAGCUGCCAGAAAAAGUUUGAGGAUUAAUACGCCUCGCAAUAGGGUUGCAUUUGAUGUUCUGAAUCACAGUGAUAAUUCAUCCCUAGGUUCACCAUCUCUGUUGUCCCCUGUUUUAACGCCACAAAGUAAAACUCCACUAAAACAGAGAAUGUCUACUCCUGGGAGUAGGAAAAGAUCAUCUCUUAUUCCAAGACCCAUCACCCCUAAAGAUCGCCCAAGCUUAAUGCCUGUUCGAGAAAGUUUAAUUCCAUCUAAACCUUUGCCUAAUGGAGAAUUAAUAGAUUUUGAUAGCCCUAUUAGAGCUUCUUUUGCCUGAAUGACAUUUGGUUGGAGUAGCUUCUGAUAUAAUGCAAUCUUAUCUAUUGAGUUUUAUCUAUUAAGACAUAAGUAUAUAAUUUGGGUAUUGAAAUGUAUGUUAAACAGUAAUCUUUUAUCCUCUUUAUUUCAUGUGCAUGUACCUACUUAUAUUCUCAUAAUUCCAAAUGGUAAUUGCAUUUUUUGUCAAAAUAGAUUUUAUUAUGUAAAAAAAGUGCUUGUAUACUUAGUUUUACUGGAGUUAUUAUAAUUUCAUUACCGUUUUAUAUUGUCAUCAUCUGUUUGUAUUUUACAUCGUGACUAUGUCUACUCUACUGUAUCAUAUAUUUUUUCUACUUGUUUCAUAUCACAUUUACUUUUGAGUAAGCAAUUUGGUGCUUGCUUCUUAAUGUACCCUAAUUAACACUUGUUACUAAGGUAUUUGAAACAAAUCGGCUUACACUGUGAUCUCUAAGUCCUCAGGACUGCUAACGCCAUGAAGGCAUUUCAGAUGAACAUGCCCAUGUGUGUUUGAGUGAAUAUUGUGGUAGGAAAAUAAAUAUGAAAUGGUUAUUUUAAAA